CCUCGCGCCUUCCUAAGCAGUGCUGCGUCCAGAGUGCGGGUGCGAGCUAGCGGGAGGCGACGGUGCGGCCACUCGGCCGUGCGGUGACUGCGGCCACCUGCCGGAGCCCCCUGGCCCGCGCUCAGAUCCCGGCGAUGCGCCGCGGCGCCGCAUGGGCGCUGCUGCUGGCCGCAGCCCUGGGGCUCGGGGCGCGCGGGGUGCUCGCUGCGGUGGCCCUCGCCGACUUCUACCCGUUCGGCACGAAGCGCGGCGACGCCGUCACCCCCAAGCAGGACGACGGCGGCUCGGGGCUGCAGCCCCUCUCGGUGCCCUUCCCGUUCUUCGGCGCCGAGCACUCCGGACUCUACGUGAACAACAACGGGAUCAUCUCCUUCCUGAAGGAGGUCUCUCAGUUCACCCCCGUGGCCUUCCCCAUCGCCAAAGACCGCUGUGUGGUGGCAGCCUUCUGGGCGGAUGUGGACAACCGGCGUGCAGGUGACGUCUACUACCGUGAGGCCACUGAUCCAGCCAUGCUGCAGAGAGCCACAGAGGACAUCAGACGGUACUUUCCCGAGCUCCCGGACUUCUCUGCUACCUGGGUUUUUGUGGCCACCUGGUACCGAGUGACCUUCUUUGGAGGCAGCUCCUCUUCCCCCGUCAACACAUUCCAAACAGUGCUCAUCACCGACGGCCGGUUCUCCUUCACCAUCUUCAACUAUGAGUCCAUCCUGUGGACCACGGGUACACACGCCAGCAGUGGAGGUGACGCUGACGGCCUGGGAGGCAUCGCAGCCCAGGCAGGUUUCAACGCAGGUGAUGGGCACCGUUACUUCAACAUCCCUGGGUCACGCACAGCAGACAUGGCUGAGGUGGAGACCACCACCAACGUGGGCGUGCCCGGGCGCUGGGCGUUCAGAAUCGAUGAUGCCCAGGUGCGCGUGGGGGGCUGCGGCCAUACAACCUCUGUGUGCCUGGUCCUGCGUCCGUGCCUCAAUGGCGGCAAGUGUAUUGACGACUGCGUCACGGGCAAUCCCUCCUACACCUGCUCCUGCCUCGCUGGCUUCACGGGCCGGAGAUGCCACCUGGAUGUGAACGAGUGUGCUUCCCACCCUUGCCAAAAUGGUGGGACCUGCACCCAUGGCGUCAACAGCUUCAGCUGCCAGUGCCCAGCCGGCUUCAAGGGACUCACCUGUGAGUCAGCCCAGUCUCCAUGUGACAACAAAGUGUGUCAAAAUGGCGGCCAGUGCCAGGCAGAGGGCAGCUCUGCAACAUGUGUGUGCCAGGCUGGGUACACUGGGGCCACCUGUGAGACAGAUGUGGAUGAAUGCAGCUCUGACCCAUGCCUGAAUGGAGGAUCCUGUGUUGACCUGGUUGGAAACUACAGCUGUAUUUGUGCGGAGCCCUUCGAGGGACCUCGAUGUGAGACAGGAAGCUACCUGGUGCCUUCCCCCUGCCUCUCCAACCCCUGCCAGAAUGGGGGCACCUGUGUGGAUGCGGAUCCAGGAUACGUGUGCGAAUGCCCUGAAGGCUUCAUGGGCUUGGACUGCAGAGAGAGAAUCCCCAAUGACUGUGAGUGCCGGAAUGGAGGCAGAUGCCUGGGUGCCAACACCACCCUCUGCCAGUGUCCUCCAGGCUUCUUUGGGCUCCUUUGUGAAUUUGAAGUCACAGCCACGCCCUGCAACAUGAACACACAGUGUCCAGACGGAGGCUACUGCAUGGAGUACGGCGGGAGCUACCUAUGCGUCUGCCACACCGAUCACAACAUCAGCCACUCUCUGCCAUCACCCUGCGACUCCGACCCUUGCUUUAAUGGAGGUUCCUGCGAUGCCCACGACGACUCCUACACGUGCGAGUGCCCACGUGGAUUCCACGGCAGGCACUGCGAGAAAGCUCGGCCGCACCUCUGCAGCUCCGGGCCCUGCCGGAACGGGGGCACGUGCAAAGAGACAGGCAAUGAGUACCACUGCACCUGCCCUUAUCGCUUCACUGGGAGACACUGUGAGAUUGGAAAGCCAGACUCCUGUGCCUCUGGCCCCUGUCACAAUGGUGGCACUUGCUUUCACUACAUUGGCAAAUACAAGUGUGACUGUCCUCCGGGCUUCUCUGGGCGGCACUGCGAGAUAGCCCCCUCGCCCUGCUUCCGGAGCCCAUGUCUGAAUGGGGGUACCUGUGAGGAUCUAGGAGCAGAUUUCUUCUGCCACUGCCAGCCAGGGUAUACAGGACACCGGUGUCAGGCAGAGGUGGACUGUGGUCGCCCUGAGGAGGUGAAGCAUGCUACCCUGCGCUUCAAUGGCACUCACAUGGGCUCAGUGGCCCUGUACACAUGUGACCGUGGCUUCAGUCUGAGCGCCCUCAGCCAUGUUCGGAUCUGCCAGCCACAAGGUGUCUGGAGCCAGCCUCCCCAGUGCAUUGAGGUUGAUGAGUGCCAAUCUCAGCCAUGCCUGCACGGCGGCUCAUGCCAGGACCUCACUGCCGGUUACCAGUGCCUCUGCAGCCCAGGGUACGAAGGAGUCCACUGUGAGCUAGAGACAGAUGAGUGCCAACCGCAGCCCUGCAGAAACGGAGGCUCCUGUAGGGACCUGCCCGGGGCUUUCAUCUGCCAGUGCCCUGAAGGUUUCAGUGGAGUCCACUGUGAAACAGAGGUGGACGCCUGUGCCUCCAGCCCCUGCCAGCACGGAGGCCGGUGUGAGGACGGUGGUGGGGCCUACCUGUGCGUGUGUCCAGAGGGCUUCUUUGGCUACCACUGCGAGACAGUGAGUGACCCCUGCUUCUCGAGCCCCUGUGGGGGCCGCGGCUACUGCUUGGCCAGCAACGGGUCCCACAGCUGUACCUGCAAAGUGGGCUACACAGGCAAGGACUGCAGCAAAGAGCUCCUCCCACCAACAGCUCUCAGGGUAGAGAGGGUGGAGGAGAGCGGGGUCUCCAUCUCCUGGAGCCCCCCUGAGGGCACCGCAGCCAGACAGGUGCUGGACGGCUAUGCGGUCACCUACGCCUCCUCGGACGGAUCCUUCCGGCGCACAGACUUCGUGGACCGGAGACGCUCCUCCCACCAGCUGCGGGCCCUGGCAGCCGGCCGUGCCUACAACAUCUCAGUUUUCUCAGUCAAGCGAAACACCAACAACAAAAACGACAUCAGCAGGCCUACGGCACUGCUCGCCCGCACCCGACCCCGCCCUGUGGAAGACUUUGAGGUCACCAACGUUUCAGCCAAUGCCAUCUCAGUGCAGUGGGCUCUUCACAGGAUCCAGCACGCUACGGUCAGCAGGGUCCGAGUGUCCAUCCUCAACCCUGAGGCCUCGGUGGCCCAGUCCACUGAAGUGGACAGGAGUGUGGACCGACUCACAUUUGGGGACCUGCUGCCAGGAAGAAGAUACGUUGUGCGGCUAACCACCCUCAGUGGUCCUGGAGGAGCUGAACACCCUACUGAGAGCCUGGCCUCAGCACCACUGAACGUGUGGACCCGGCCUCUACCUCCAGCAAACCUGACUGCCUCUCGAGUCACAGCCACCUCUGCCCACGUGGUCUGGGACACCCCCAGUCCUGGUAUCUCACUGGAGGCUUAUGUCAUCAAUGUGACCACCAGUCAGAGCACCAAGAGCCGCUACAUCCCCAACGGGAAGCUGGUGUCCUACACAGUGCGUGACCUGCUGCCAGGUCGGCGGUACCAGCUCUCGGUUACAGCUGUGCAGAGCACAGAGCAGGGCCAGCUGCACAGUGAGCCUGCCCACCUCUACAUCAUCACUUCCUCCAGGGAUGGCGCCGACAGACGUUGGCACCAGGGAGGACACCACCUACGGAUGCUCAGAAAUAGACCGGCCCCUGUGCGCCUGCCGGAGCUGCGCCUGCUCAAUGACCACAGUGCCCCUGAAACACCAACUCAGCCCCCCAGGUUCUCAGAGCUUGUAGAUGGAAGAGGAAGAGUGAGUGCCAGGUUUGGUGGCUUGCCCAGCAAAUCAGUCACUGUGAGAUCACAACCCACCACUCUGGUGCCGCUCAAGAACACCGAGGAGGCCCCUGAGCAGGUCAGCCUGGCCCUGCAGCUACCCAAGAACAGCAGCAAGGACACAGAAAGCGCCCCUGGUAGCUGUUCAGAAGAUGCCUGUCAGAACGGAGGCACCUGUGUGCCAGGCGCCAGUACCCACAGCUGUGACUGCAAGCCUGGGUUCAAAGGCAGACACUGUGAGCUCGCCUGUGAGAAGGUGCCUCGUCCCUGCACUCGGCUGUUCUCUGAGACGAAGUCGUUUCCUGUCUGGGAAGGAGAUGUCUGCCACCAUGUGUAUAAGAAAGUCUACAAAGUUCACCAGGACAUCUGCUUUAAAGAGCGCUGUGAGAGCACCAGCCUCAAGAAACCCCAAACAGGAAACAAAGUAACAGUCAAACACUGAAGAAAUCUUAAGCACACACUCCUUCAAACCAAGAUCUGUUGAGAACUGGAGACGCCAACAUACCCAGCACCUUGAGCACUGAGGUUCUUUAUCAGACACUGAUGGCAGACUCAGCACUGUGCUAUUACAGACCCAACCAGGAAGGUUCCAGAAUUCCCUGACUAUAGCCUCCCUAUAGACAUAACCUGGUCUGGCCUUGCAUAUGAAUCUGCUUACAGGUGGAAAUGAGACUUUAUGGGGAGGGACAUCUCUCUCUCUCUCUCUCUCUCUCUCUCUCUCUCUCUCUCUCUCUCUCUCUCGGCAGGCCAGUUACAGUGAGGCAAGGCACAAGAACCACCGGCCCCUUCAGUGGGCUUGGGUGGUAGUAGGAUCAAGGAUGCCACACAACCCUGGGGGUGCUGGGAAGGACCUAAGGAAGUACCCCCAGGCCCUGUGAAUGGCAUUCUACUGGUAGAACAGGGUGGGAGUCUUGCCAUGUAACACCCAGGCGAUCCUAAAUACAGCCUCUCCCUGGGAGAGUUACAGUGGAUCCUGGAAUUCCAAACACUAAUAACCCUGAAAUCAAAGAAACUUGGCCUGUUUGAUCCAGCAUGCUCCACCCACGUCCCCAUGUGUAAACUGUGAGAGGUUAAAGGGCAUUGGACUUUUUUCCACAACAGUCUGGAAAAUAUAGGGUUACUCUGCAGAAACCCCUGUACAGCCCAAACCCAGACCACAGUGACUUCUUAUUGGCCUGACAUCAAUUGGGAAUGACAGACUUGGCUGGCUCAAGACAGUUUACUCCUUUUCCUUGGGAAAGCCAGAACAGUUCAUCUUUCCAGUGGUGGGAGAGAGGCACAUCUGGAAACCAGCCACUUCAGGAGUCACUUUUUUCUUCUACAGUAGAGGACAUGAAGGAGAAAUGUCACCCAAAGGCCUAAGAACAACCCAAAGCAAAGAAACUCCAGGCAAAGCUCAUCCUACGAAAAAGUGCUCACAGAUAUGACAUCAGCAUGGCUAGAUCAGGGCAUCAGAGCAGCAGGCUCUCAGACAGGCCCAAGAGGAGGGCCUCUGCAGCUUCACCAUUUCAGAUGGGAAAACCCUGCCUGAAGAGCACCUGACCACACUCAAAUCCUGUCCACUCAACAGCAUCGCCUUCUCACCUCAGCCUCCAAGAAUGCACACACAAAACACCCUCCAACACUUGUGAGCAACUUAACCCCACAGAGAUCAGGAGUCCACCAAUUAUUUGGUUUUUAAAAUAUUUGUACAGCAGUAAGUCACAUGAGAUACUGAUGCAUCUCUUUUAAGAACUCACCCAGAAAAUCCAUGUUUAUAAAAGUGAAUAAUCCUCAGCUACUUACCACAUACUGGCUUAUAGAACACUUAUUUUCAGAGCAACAGGGAAAACACACACACAUACAUAUACAUACACACACACACACACACACACACACACACACACACACACACACACUCAAGAAAAACAUCAACACUUACCAUUCCAGGCUGCCCUGGGAAAAAGACCCAGUGCCAUCACCAAAGGCAGGCAGCAGAGGACCAGCAGCCUGUUGAUUCAAAUUUAAAUCACAGGCUGAGCCCAGGUGUCCCCACAGAGGUGCGUGUUCUCACUUCCAUCCCUCUGCAUCACAGCCAGCUGGAAUUCUGGCGAUGCAAGAAUGAAUACAGGUCCCCUGGGGGACAGUGCCUGCUGCCUCCAGAGACAGUGGGUAUAAAGAGGAAUGUGUCUCAGCUUGCUGCUCUUCCUUCAAAGGGGUCAGCAUGUCCUAGUAACACUGCUUGCCUCAAGAAUUUCCAAAACCCAGGAAGAUGAGGUCCAAAACUUAAAAAUGAGACAAGUUCCUGACUGUAGCUGGUCUUCUCUAAGAUCUCUGUGCUCAGAUUUCUAGAAGAGACAGCCAGACCCACACACCCAAGGACUCCUGCAGGGGGAGCACUUGGGAGCACUGGGAGCACUCUUAACCCAGCUGCUGUUUUCUGCCAGGACCUCUGUGAGCAGUGAGUGUGCAGUUACCUGGAUUAGUGGGCUCUCAGUAAUGCUUCUCUGUGCUCAGAAACCCACCCCCAGAUUCCAGGGUCGGAAAAGUGUCCCCUGAACCCUCAAAACAUGGAGAAGAGAGGGCUCGGCUUUCACAAGAGAUGCAAGAAGGGCCAUGAGCUUUACCCUGCUCCCCUCAUGUAUACUGACCUAAAGAAGAAAUGCUGGUUACUACUACAACAGGGUUUAGACACUUGGUCUACAACUCAGGGGUUGGCAGGGCAGACAAAUGCUCAGGCAGUAUUUUGGGCUUUCAGAUGAAAUGACCUCUCUGGCACCCACCCAGUUCUGCUACUGUACUGCCAACAUGGUCACAGAUGUAGAUAGCAUGGCUGUAUUCCCAUAAAUCUUCAUUCACAAAAACAGGCAGUAGGCCAUAGUUGGCAGGUACCUGGUUUGUGAGAUGAUCCAGACCUCAGUCUUCUGUAGAGAAAGUCAUCUUCCUGAAUGACAAAUCGCCAUCAAGGCAUGAAGACCCCUGAACCCUCAUAGAAGAAAAGCAAUCAAGAUCCUUAUUCAGAAACCCGAGAUCUGCACACAGCACAGGAGAGCAGCAGGAGCUGCUCUGUUCAGAUCCGAAGGGAACACUUAGAGACACAGGGCAGGCCGGCUCCAGGAGACAGUGUCCAAGGCUUCCUGCGAUCUGUACCUCGAGCCGAUGGUAUGGCCUACCAAGACGGACACCCUUCACACAGCCUCCGCUUUCCACUCCUCUCUCAACGAGGCUCCAACUGCUGUCUUCUCCUGCAGAGAGCUCACAACCAGAAAAGCCAACCACAGCUUGAUCCCUCAAGAGCACAGCUCACCUGACUGGAGAUCCGGCACCAAGAACUACAUCCCGACCAGAGGCCCCCUGCCCUCUAGUUCAUAAAAACAUGCUUUGAAGAAUAACAUUUAUUGUUCACUAAAAAUUUCUGAGCCUGUUUUUCUCUUUCAGGAAGGUGGAGCAGUCAUGUCAAAAACUCACUACUGUACCUUAGAUACACACUGACUUAUCUCCAGGGGCCUGGAGGGCCAAAGACAGGGCUCAGAGACCAGGUCCACAAACAUGUAUGUCAAAUUCCAUGCGACACUGAGACCUGCCACCAUCCCUCCGCAUAAGCUACAGCAUUAGCAGUGAAUGGCAAGAUCAAGUGGACAUCAAAUGACAUCACUGGAGACAUAGAUGAAACCUUUAUACUAUACGAAUGACCUCAGGAGCCUUACCCGCUAGGCAGACACUGCCACGUUCCCAUUUCCUGUUGGAGCCCAUGUUUCAAACAAGACCCAGCCUACUGAAUGCUGACUGUGGAUCUUCCGAGUGGAGAAAGACUUGCUGGUGCUGAGGAAGAAGUGUGUAUCAUUCCAAACAUGCUGCUUCUGCUUUCUCACACACCUUUCUUAAGCAGAUUUAUGCCCUUCAAAACAAUCACUGUCCACUUGGGAAAUGGCACAAUGGAAUCCAAAAACUUACGAGGUGUAAAGGUUUAUUUUUUGUGUCCAAAUGAAGGAACAACCAUGAGUUGUUGGGCUCACCAUUUGCUAGUCAAAAAUACAGGAUGAGCAGACACCUAAUUAAGCUCAGGGUUGGGGUUCUAUUUGGCUCUGAUGGAGCCCAAGACCAAACAUCCUACAUUCAGAGAAAGUGAAGGUCAUUUCGAUGCCACAAAGUGGAAGAGUAGGCAGCAAAGAAUGAGCAUCACUGUUCUCAAAUAGUUUUGUCCAUGGCCAAGAAUAGCUAGAAGGCAUUCACCUUCUCCACUGCCCAUGGCUGUUAGUGGUAGACACGAUGGCUUGCUGUCUUGCUUUGGUGGAGAGUCCAACAGGCAAAGACACACCCUUGCCAGGCAGGAGUUAACCUGCCUCACAUACCUGCCAUAGUGGGAGCUCUGACUAUAUGGGAAUCUUGGUGUGACUGCUUUUCUUUGUGAAUACCCUCUUUGUAGUCAGGCUCCAGGGGAGUCCAAAGCCUCCACACUUUGGUGCGGAUUCCUCACAAAAUACACCUCAGAUCCAGCAAGAUCUCUACUUUAGACAGAAAUAAAUCGUUGAGUCCAUUUGCAAUCUAAAUUUGUUAUGGUCACAUUACUGGGCCAGGUCUUGGAGCAAUUUCUCAGCUUUGACACUGCUUUGUGGACCUGAUCAUUCAUAUGCAGUGCAAUGUAGGGUAUUUUACAGCAUCCCUGGCUUCUACCCACAAGAUCCCAGGGCCAUGACACACAAAAAAAAUCUCCAAAGAUGGUCAGAUGUCUUGAGGAUCAGGGUCAUCCCCAUCUAUGCGAUGGAUUCUGUCUAUAUAGGAAAUACAUAGGGGUUUCACAUGACUAUUAAAUGUCACCAAGUAGGAAAAAAAUACUACCAAGCAUAUCUGAUUUUGGCUGUCCCAUCAAAAAGCUUUCUGCAUCACCAACCCUGUGCAGUUUCCUGAGGAAGGACCACAGACAACUUUCUAGGAGGCGUCACAGCUCCAUCAAACCAGGCCUCUCCUCAGAGCUCACCUCAUCCCAGUCCCUGUACUUGACAUCACUCCAAGACACUAUCAUCCCCCCCCCCCAUGAUAUCCAUGCCAGGGUAUCUGAAAGCUUCCUAGAACAAACCAAAAUCAGACCUGGGGCCUGUACUCUGCUCCACCUAUCAUACAGAAGGCUGAAGGGAUGUCACCUAAGACCACCUCCUGCCCCUGAAGUGCUGGUUCUGAGCCAGCUCACUCCGCAGCCCAGGCUAAAGAGCCAAAGAUACUACUAGCCAGGAACCCACAUGAAGGCCAACUUGCCCAAGCAGGAAGUGUCAGCAGCUCACAGAUGAGAAGACUGCGAAACUAAGGAACAUAUUACUAACCAACGCUUUCCACUCGCUGUACACGGAACACAUUAGAGGGCCGUGAAAUGAUGUCGGAUUAAAAACAUGACUAUUUUGUGGAAAACCUGCUACUUGUUUUCAUAAAAUAAAGUGCUAUGACAUAAUACCCUCA
Messenger RNA from Peromyscus leucopus (white-footed mouse), 9352 nucleotides. RefSeq names its product sushi, nidogen and EGF like domains 1 (gene Sned1). Gene Ontology annotation, molecular function: calcium ion binding; protein binding. The record is from RefSeq and is a predicted model, not a curated record. The coding region runs from base 135 to 4364 and encodes 1409 amino acids. Gene Ontology annotation, cellular component: plasma membrane; protein-containing complex. Gene Ontology annotation, biological process: establishment or maintenance of epithelial cell apical/basal polarity; heterophilic cell-cell adhesion; cell-matrix adhesion. NCBI's taxonomy places the organism in Eukaryota, Metazoa, Chordata, Mammalia, Rodentia, Cricetidae. The transcript has 31 exons.